GCAAGAGCGACAGCACCGUGGACAGCGCCAACCCUCCUGCAUCCGGGCAGGGUGAGGCGGCAGCACCGCGGACAGCACCGCACGAGGGGGCGUGUGGGGGGAGCCGCCCGGCGAGGGGAGCGCAGGAGCGCAGCAGCACCGCGGACAGCCCCAAAGCCGCGCGCUCCGAGCCAGGAGGAGGGGAGAGGAGGCCUUAUCAGCUGAUGGCUUACGUAGGGCUAGAUCUCAACUUGGAUAAGGCAGGUCUCGGUGGGCGCGACAUCAUUCGCUCUGCAGAGACGCAGCCUCAGACAGGGUGGCGGGGACAACCGGGACAGAAGGCAGGUCCCAGAAAGCAGGUCUCCCCCAAAUUGGCUUCCCUAGCACGGAGUUAAAGCUGCAGCCGGCUGCCUAGAGAGAAGGGUGGGCAGGGAGACAAAGCGGUGAGAGCGACCGCUCUGACGCACCAGCCCCUCUCCAGCAUCCACACGCUGCGGGCCGCCCUGCUUCUCCCCCAUCGGGGAGAUGCUCGGUUCUGGGCCGCCAGACAGCCUUUUCCGCCAAGGCAAGGAGCCCGGGGCUCCUAACCGCUUAGGCGGGCCCUGGCUGGAGACGCAGCCCCUUGCCUCUGCUUCCUUAGCCUCUCAGGGCUUCAGACCUGCAGCACUUGCAGCCAUGCCGUCUCCCACGGAUGCUCACUAGCAGGAGAUUGGGGCCAAAUUCACAGACACUUUCCAGAAACCCCACCACUGGCCAGAGGUUGCAAACAUCCAGGUUGGCUCUGGGCGCAGUGGCCACCUUAAGUCCUCCUGAACACCCUUUCUGCAAGCACCCCAGGCCGGUCUCCUGACCCAGAGAUGGAUUUACCUGUGAACCUAACCUCCUUUUCCCUCUCCACCCCCUCCCCUUUGGAGACCAACCGCAGCCUAGGCAAAGAUGACCUGCGCCCCAGCCCGCCCCUGCACUCAGUCUUCGGAGUGCUCGUUCUCACCUUGCUGGGCUUUCUGGUGGCAGCGACGUUCGCCUGGAACCUGCUGGUGCUGGCGACCAUUCUCCGUGUGCGCACCUUCCACCGCGUGCCCCACAACCUGGUGGCGUCCAUGGCCAUCUCGGACGUCCUGGUGGCCGCGCUGGUCAUGCCGCUGAGCCUGGUGCACGAGCUGUCCGGGCGCCGCUGGCAGCUGGGCCGGCGGCUGUGCCAGCUGUGGAUCGCGUGCGACGUGCUCUGCUGCACGGCCAGCAUCUGGAACGUGACGGCCAUCGCCCUGGACCGCUACUGGUCCAUCACGCGCCACCUGGAAUACACGCUCCGUACCCGCAAGUGCGUCUCCAACGUCAUGAUCGCGCUCACCUGGGCGCUGUCCGCUGUCAUCUCUCUGGCUCCGCUGCUUUUUGGCUGGGGAGAGACUUACUCUGAGGGCAGCGAGGAGUGCCAGGUCAGUCGUGAGCCUUCCUACGCCGUGUUCUCCACCGUGGGCGCCUUCUACCUGCCGCUCUGCGUGGUGCUCUUCGUGUACUGGAAGAUCUACAAGGCUGCCAAGUUCCGCGUGGGCUCCAGGAAAACCAAUAGCGUCUUGCCCGUAACCGAAGCUGUGGAGGUGAAGGACCCCGCCAAACAGCCUCAGAUGGUGUUCACGGUCCGCCAUGCCACCGUCACCUUCCAGACAGAAGGGGACACGUGGCGGGAGCAGAAGGAGCAGCGGGCCGCCCUCAUGGUGGGCAUCCUCAUUGGUGUGUUCGCACUCUGCUGGAUCCCCUUCUUUCUCACGGAGCUCAUCAGUCCGCUUUGCUCCUGUGACAUCCCCGCCAUCUGGAAAAGCAUCUUCCUGUGGCUUGGCUACUCCAACUCCUUCUUUAACCCCCUGAUCUAUACGGCUUUCAACAAGAACUACAACAGCGCCUUCAAGAACUUCUUUUCUAGGCAACACUGAGGGAGAGGACUAGGAUUAAAGGGAGUUUCUUCCCAUAAUUCAGUGGCAUUCCCCGUUCAUCCAUUUCCCAUCCCCAUCCAGCAGCCACGUGGCGAGAGGAAUCCUCACCAUUCUCCAGGGUCAUCUUCAGAACUGCAUUGGCCUUUCCACCUCCUCAGUAGGAAGAUGAAUCCUCACAGCAGUUUUGAUGACAUCGUGUAUCUAACUUACCUACUAUCCCUGCCUCUGCGCUGACAGCCAUGGACUUUGCCCACAAAGUGCCCUUUCCUCCCCUUAUUCACUUGGCAUGGUGAUCAAUGUUGUCCUAAGGAAGUCAAACAAGGCAGAUAAGGAGGAGGAUGCAAAACAAUAUGGGCAGGUUGAGAAUGGAUAGAAAAGAACGAACAAGUCAUGAUGUAGACAUCUGGGGGUAGGAGACCACAGUUCCAUGCUUUCUGGCAUAGUCCCCAUUUCAAAUAUUCUCCUCUGUGGUCCUAGUACACAUACCCUAAUAGCAGUGGGGUAUGCCCCAAGGGUUGACCACAAAAAACACUGUCUCCAAAUAUAUUAAAGUACAUAGUCCUGUCCAUGAGGGCAGGGAAUAUUAGCUUUAAGGUUUUGUUUGCGGUAAAUACACACACACACACACACACACACACACACACACACACACACACUAUGAAAGAGGCAGGCAUUCUAGCUGGCUAGUUUACUCCAAAAUGCAAUCCCCUGACAUGAAACAGGCACUGAGGGUCAACUCGUUCCUUCCAUUUUGAAGCAACAGUUUAUAAACAAUAGAAAAGCCUUCUGGUCUCACACAAUCUGUCAAACUUUCUUAUUUGCUACUGGUUUCAUGUGUGUGGGAUAUAUUUAAGUGUUUCUGGGCAAAGACCUUGGUCCUCAGAUCAUGAGAUUAUAGCUCAGCUGCGAUAAGGUUGAGCGUUUCAUGAUCAAUGACUAUGAAGGCACAUUCACCAAACACAGGCACUUUGGGGGCCUCUUUGAUGAAUUUGCUAACUGCUAUUUUUUGUUGGUAUGUGAAUACCUGCUAGGAGGCCAAGACAAGAAAAUAAUGAAAAAGAUGGAACAAGGAUAAGCUGCAACCUCAGUCCUGUACAAACGGACAGUAUACUUGGGGAGGCGAGGCCGUUAAGUGAUGAGGCAGCAUUCGUACGGUCACAUACAACCAGUGCCAUUAUACACAAAUUUAAAAAAAAAUCCUAGGCAAUAAAACUGCCUGUGGUCUGCUAUGUCCCUGACUCUUUAAAUGCAUGAAUUAAAGAAUUAUACGUUAUAAUAAUGUCUGAAUUAAUUGUAAUUCGUGCAAUAUAUUGUAUAUAAUAAAUAAUAUCAAUUGAGAGUUCAAACAGGAAAUUUGUGAUAAUUUAUAUGUGAUCUUGGCUUGAAGUUUAGGCUUGCCUUUAUUGCAAAUACUGGCUUUAUCAAAAGAAUGUGAGAAGAUAAAUGUUAGACACCUGUCAAGUCACGAUAUGCUAAAUGCAGAUCUUUAUGCAUUCAAGCAGAUUCAUUGAGAAAUUUAGUGACAGGAAUUGAAGGAUUUAUUUAGAAACAUCCUAGAUUUGUCUUCUGUAUGUAUCACUUGAAGUGCUAAGCCCACAAGUAUUUUAAAACGCAGACUGUUCACUUACUCAAGUUACCUUUCUCCAUUAUUACUUGAAGUCAGAGAGAACAACACAUGCUCUUGCCGUCUAGAGUUUUAAUAAGGGAAGCGUUUUCAAAACUUUAUUCAGUACCCCAUGGCAGAGAAGAAAUAUUCCAACUGGACGAGUCUGGAGAGGUGACACUAGAAUCGAGGGUAAAAGUUUAAGUCUAUUCUACCUGAAAAUCCAUGUGAAAACUUUCACUCCAUAAAUCACGUGUGUCUUACUGUUUCAAAGUUCAUACUCUUC
Saimiri boliviensis boliviensis (Bolivian squirrel monkey) is the source of this 3799-nucleotide messenger RNA. It is a transcript of the gene HTR5A, whose product is annotated as 5-hydroxytryptamine receptor 5A. Gene Ontology annotation, cellular component: plasma membrane. Gene Ontology annotation, biological process: positive regulation of MAPK cascade; adenylate cyclase-activating adrenergic receptor signaling pathway. NCBI's taxonomy places the organism in Eukaryota, Metazoa, Chordata, Mammalia, Primates, Cebidae. The record is from RefSeq and is a predicted model, not a curated record. Gene Ontology annotation, molecular function: G protein-coupled serotonin receptor activity.